AUGGGAUGCAAAAAUCAGUUUUUCGAGUUUCAGGGGGUCCAAGUUNUUCAAUUUAAUAUGGCAGAUUUUCAAGAAAAAGCCACGACACAAGCCUUUAUGCUUUCUGAUAAAAAUGAGUCUGGCCAGGAUACUAUUGUUGUGUCCUUUAGAGGUACUGAAACUUUUGAUGCAGACGCAUGGAGUUCUGACUUUGAUCUCUCUUGGUAUGAGAUCGAUGGCAUAGGCAAGAUUCAUGGUGGUUUCAUGAAGGCUCUAGGUUUACUAAAGGUCAAAGGUUGGCCCAAAGAUAUCGAUAAGGAAAAGGAUAACCGCCCUGCGCCCUUAGCAUACUAUGCGAUCAGGGAUAUGUUAAAAGAACUUUUAAGCAAAAAUGACAGAGCAAAAUACAUAGUGACAGGCCACAGUUUAGGCGGUGCGUUGGCUAUUCUCUUUGCAGCGAUUUUGGCAUUGCAUGAGGAGACAGAGUUAUUGGAGAGAUUAGAGGGUGUUUACACAUUUGGGCAACCCAGGGUAGGAGAUGAAAAGUUUGUUGAGUUCAUGAAAAAGAAGUUAAAAGAGAACGCCGUUAAUUACAUUAGGUUUGUUUACAGUUAUGAUAUUGUGCCUAGGUUGCCUUUUGAUAACUCUGAGCUAAUGUUCAAACACUUUGGGCAGUGCAUCUACUACAACAGCUUCUAUCAGGGAAAGGUAGUUGCAGAAGCUCCAAAUAAGAACUACUUCUCACCAUUGGAGACAAUAAUCAUGAUGAUGAAUGCAGUUUGGGAGCUGAUAAGAAGCUUUACUUUAUGGCUCACAAAGGGCCCGGACUAUAAAGAAGGAGGGUUACUCAGAGUGUUUAGAGUAAUCGGACUGAUAGCCCCCGGUAUAUCAGCUCAUUCUACCCAAGAUUAUGUCAACGCCACUCGCUUGGGAUCCACGGAUAAUUUGUUCCACCCCAAGAGACUGUAAUCCAAUAAUUAAAGGUUUCAAUGAACUUUCAUGUGAUAAUAUGCAAAUUAUUAAUAAUCAAUUCGUCUUGUUUGUUCCGAGUCUGUGCACUCUUGUCGAGUGCCGAUGCCCGUUUUCUCUUCUCUGUUUAGUUUGAGCCUGCGAGCUUUACUAAAGCGUCUAUGCCCAUCUCUUUCUUUUGUUUGGAGCUUGCAUGCUUUCUUUUGGGCGUUUGUUCCCAUCCAUAUGUCUAAAAAGUUCUCUAUUAAUUAUAUUUUUAUU
Messenger RNA from Pistacia vera, 1209 nucleotides. Its product is annotated as phospholipase A1-IIbeta-like. NCBI's taxonomy places the organism in Eukaryota, Viridiplantae, Streptophyta, Magnoliopsida, Sapindales, Anacardiaceae. Bases 1 to 948 code for a protein of 315 amino acids. The transcript has 2 exons. Gene Ontology annotation, biological process: lipid metabolic process. The record is from RefSeq and is a predicted model, not a curated record. Gene Ontology annotation, molecular function: triacylglycerol lipase activity.